This is a messenger RNA of Propithecus coquereli (Coquerel's sifaka), 2905 nucleotides long. RefSeq names its product 3-hydroxyacyl-CoA dehydratase 3 (gene HACD3). The transcript is spliced from 11 exons. The coding region runs from base 191 to 1279 and encodes 362 amino acids. Gene Ontology annotation, biological process: fatty acid elongation; very long-chain fatty acid biosynthetic process; sphingolipid biosynthetic process. Lineage: Eukaryota; Metazoa; Chordata; Mammalia; Primates; Indriidae. Gene Ontology annotation, cellular component: endoplasmic reticulum membrane. The record is from RefSeq and is a predicted model, not a curated record. Gene Ontology annotation, molecular function: 3-hydroxyacyl-CoA dehydratase activity.
CGCCGCCGCCCCCCCCCGCUCGUCACUGCGCAGGCGCGGCCCGCGAGCGUGGGGUGUCUCGGGGCUGCCGGGCUGCUGGCGCUCCGGAGCGCGGGCAUUUGCGGCCUGCGUUCGCCCACUCCAGCCGGUCACUACCUGAGGCAGCGAGUCGCAGCGAGCCGAGCCUCCCGGCGCCCUGGACAGCGUGGCCAUGGAGAAUCAGGUGCUGACGCCGCACGUGUACUGGGCUCAGCGACACCGCGAGCUGUAUCUGCGCGUGGAGCUGAGUGACGUGCAGAACCCUGCCAUCAGCAUCACUGAAAAUGUGCUGCAUUUCAAAGCUCAGGGACAUGGUGCCAAAGGAGACAACGUCUAUGAAUUUCACCUGGAGUUCUUGGAUCUUGUGAAGCCAGAGCCGCUUUACAAACUGACCCAGAGGCAGGUAAACAUUACAGUACAGAAGAAACUGAGUCAGUGGUGGGAGAGACUCACCAAGCAGGAGAAGCGACCACUCUUCUUGGCCCCUGACUUUGAUCGCUGGCUGGAUGAAUCUGAUGCAGAAAUGGAGCUCAGAGCCAAGGAAGAAGAACGCCUAAAUAAACUGAGACUGGAAAGCCAAGGCUCCCCUGAAACUCUUGUAAGCUUGAGGAAAGGAUACCUGUUCAUGUAUAACCUCGUGCAAUUCCUGGGAUUCUCCUGGAUCUUUGUCAACAUGACUGUGCGGUUCUUUAUCUUAGGAAAAGAGUCCUUUUAUGACACAUUCCACACUGUGGCCGACAUGAUGUACUUUUGCCAGAUGCUGGCAGUUGUGGAAACUAUCAACGCAGCAAUCGGAGUCAUUAAGUCACCGGUGUUACCUUGUCUUAUCCAGCUUCUUGGAAGAAAUUUUAUUUUGUUUAUCAUCUUUGGCACCAUGGAAGAAAUGCAAAACAAAGCUGUGGUUUUCUUUGUGUUUUAUUUGUGGAGCACAGUUGAAAUUUUCAGGUACCCCUUCUAUAUGCUUUGCUGCCUCGACAUGGAUUGGAAAGUGCUCACGUGGCUUCGGUACACUGUGUGGAUUCCCAUAUAUCCUCUGGGAUGUUUGGCAGAAGCUGUCUCAGUGAUCCAGUCCAUUCCAAUAUUCAAUGAAACAGGAAGAUUCAGUUUUACAUUGCCAUAUCCAGUGAAAAUCAAAGUUAGAUUUUCCUUUUUUCUUCAGAUUUAUCUUAUAAUGUUAUUUUUAGGGUUAUACAUAAAUUUCCGUCACCUUUAUAAACAGCGCAGACGGCGCUAUGGACAAAAAAAGAAAAAGACCCACUAGAAAGAGAGAUUUAGAUGGCUUCCUGCCAGUUUGAGCCUAAUCUAUGAUUCUUACAGUUUUACCUUCUUGUACCAAUGUAAACGUUUUUUUAAAGUUAAACGAUUAAAUUCUCAGUGAGGCUAUCUUCCUUUCCCCAGUAACAUUCCUGAAUUUACUGUAUUAUCUUAGUGUAGUACUUGCAUGACAUGGAUUCCUGAUACCUGACAGGUUCAUUCUCGUGUAUUCAGUUAACAACAGCAAAAGGCUCAGCCCACCCCCACCGCACCCCACCCCACUUCCUGUCCAGUCUGUCUGUCUAGUACCUGCCAGAUACUCUCUCAGUGCUCUGUCUUUACAGGGUACUGACCGUUCUUACAGUUGGGAUUUGUUCUUUUUAGCUAUUGCUCUAUAGAAGGCUGGUAAAAGUGACUCAGGCAGGACCUAAUACAUUCUGUACCCAAGCGGUUACUUGUUUAGUGGGGUGGCAUUGACUUUUUGAAAAUCAAGUAGAGUCAGCCAUUGAUAAAACAUUUCUAAGAGUGGGGCUAGAGAACGUGUUUUACGUCAGAAUCUGUGAGCCUAACGACAUCUGUUACUACGGUGCUUAGCAGCGUGGGCCCUGGAGAGGCACAGGAUGAUCUGAGAGAAACCAGUCAGCACCUUGGGACACUGUGACCACUUCAUUCCUAGCUAGACCAGAACCGUUGUCAGCACUAAAGAAAGAUGAAACAUUAUUUAGAAAGCAAUGAAAUUAUGAGAGUAACAAACGCAAAUGACAGCAGGGGUCAGAAGGGAACACAAAUACGUAGGUCAAACCAGCAGUCAUGCAGCUGCUGGCAGUGCAGCCUGUGACGGACUGGCAGCAUCAGAGCGGCCCGGUCCUGCCUCCGAAUUCUGGCUUGAGCUGUGCACAAACAGAAAUGUGUCGUUGCCCUCCCCUGCACUGGCUGAGCCCAUUUACUCGUGUAUUUGUCUAGUAGGGGUGGGACUGUACAUUUCAAAUAGACCUCAAAACCCUUGCUUUCACUCUGCUGUUGGUAGACUGGCUUUUUUACCUGUCCGCAGGAAGACACUGAAAACAGAGUGGGAACUUUGGGUGGAGAACCACCAGCUGAUCCUUUAACAGUGAUUCUGGGCAAGACACCCACCAAAAGGGGAACGAAAACAAAUCUAGACAUAUAGUUGGCCAUUGUAAAAAAAGUUUCCUCUAAUACAUUCCAAGUAAACCAAGUAAAAGGUGUUAGAAGUUACACCUGUAUAAAAGAAUUUAAGGCAUAAGCUCUUUCUGUUCUGCCAUUCCCAUUGUUCCUGGGGGAAAGGAGACCCAAUGAGUUAAUGCUGUUUCACUGAGCCCAAACUGGAAACUUAGAUUGACCUAAAACAUCUAAUUAGCAUAGGCAGGCUGAUUUUAAAAAAAUUCAUUGCACUGAAGGAUAUUUUGCAUGUCUGUACCAUCUGUCAACACUAGUUUGUAUUGAUUUCUGAUGUUCUUUCAACUCUGUGUAAUUGGGCCCAUCAGCUUUGCAGUAGAUCGUGCUGCAUCCUUGUGGCAAAAUUCUAUAUUCUCAGUGAUUGUUACACCCCGCCUUUAUGCUGUCUGAGAAAGUGAAAGGUUGUGUAUUUCUAUUAAAACAUUUACAAUCAAAA